AUCCGCAGAAAACUCCGCCCAUCUCUCAUUCCCUGUCGUGGACUGGCGGAAUUUAAGAUCAAUCAAUAGUAAACUGGUUACCAUGGACUUUAGCUUGUCGCUCAGUAUACAUGAGGACAUGAUUAUUUUGUUGGAAUAGUAGGUAAUAGGAAGCUACCUCUAUCAAGGUGGUAUCAGCAAUUCAUUUAGGGAACAAGAAGGGAGUUUACAGGCUAAUUAUUUGAAUCCUUUGAACAGUCAGCAUCUGUGCACUUACAAUGGCUCCAAGGAAGAAUUUCAGAAACCAAGCCAAAAAAGAGGUGAAGCCUGCAGCAGUGGUGAAUAAGAAUGGUGUGAAAGCGGAGGCUACUGUUGCUGCUAGUGGUGGUGGUUUUAGCGGCACAAAGAUCUUCACUUGGUUCAUGGUGCUGGCUCUGCUGGGGGUUUGGAGCUCCGUGGCCGUGGUGUGGUUUGACCUGGUGGACUACGACAAUGUCAUCGCAGAGAGAGCAAAGGAAUUCCGUUUUAACUUUUCAGAGGUUUUACAAGGUAAACUUUCAGCGUAUGACGCAGAUGGCGACGGCGACUUCGAUGUGGAGGAUGCCAAAGUACUACUCGGACUGAAGGAGAGGCCGGUUUCUGUGCUGCUGAGGGAAGCCAAGGAGGAAUCUGCUGUGAAAGAACCAGAUGCUGUCCCCCCUCCUGAUGAUGAUGUUGAUGGAUCUCAGAACACGGAUGUGGAAUCUGAAAUCCAAGCUGCUGUCCCUCUCCCCCCGAUAUCAGAUGAUUUUAUCCCAGAUGAUAGUAGAGAUGAAGCAACACAUCCUUAUGAGGAUGAAAACAAUGCCAUUGACACGAAAGGAGAAUUGGUUGAGAAGGCACAGCCACAGCAGACAGUAGAAGAGUCAAAGCAAUACAACGACCAACCAGGCUCCCUGGAGACAAAGGAAACAGUACAACUGCGAUACAAUGCAGAGGCUGAAUCAGUCCCAGAACCGGAGGCUGACGUGGAACCAGAGGUGGAAUCUGUUCCGGAACUGAAAGAAAAUGCUGAGGACCAGCCCAAGGAUAAGCUUCAAGAAAAACCCAAAAAGAAGAAGCCCAAACUCCUGAAUAAAUUUGAGAAAACGAUCAAGAUGGAGAUUGACGCUGCUGAGAAGUUACGUAAAAAGGGGAAAGUGGAAGAGGCUGUCCGGGCUUUUGAAACUCUAGUUCUGCAGUACCCCCAGAGUCCCAGAUGUCGCUAUGGGAAAGCCCUGGCUGAGGAUGGCCUGGCAGAGAAGAUGCUCAGCAACGACAUGCUGCAGAAGGCCAUCGGCACAUACAAGGAGGCGUCAGAGCUGCCCAACGCCACGCCUGACCUCAUCAAGGCCACACUGAAGAAACGGGCUGAGCGUCAGCAGUUCCUAGGUCGUAUGAGGGGUGCCUUGGCCACGUUGGAGAAACUGGUACAGAUCUUCCCUGAGGACGUGGCCCUGAAGAACGAUCUGGGCGUGGCCCACCUGCUCAUCGGAGACAACAAGGGCGCCAAGAGGAUCUAUGAGGAGGUGUUGGCCACUGCACCAAGUGACGGCUUUGCUAAAGUCCAUUACGGCUUCAUCCUCAAAUCAGAAAACAAGAUAGCAGAGAGCAUCCCAUUCCUCAGGGAUGGUUUGGAAUCAGGACACCCUGGCACAGACGACGGAAGGUUUUACUUCCACCUCGGAGACGCUUUACAGAGAAUGGGAGACGACAGUGCCUACAAGUGGUAUGAGAGAGGGCACCUGAGAGGUCAUUUUGCCUCCGUAUGGCAGCGAUCUCUCUACAAUGUGGACGGUCUCAAAGCCCAGCCGUGGUGGACGCCCAAGGACACUGGAUAUAUGGAUCUAGUCAAGACCCUGGAGAGGAACUGGAGGAUCAUCAGGGACGAGGCCCAGUCUGUGAUGGAUAAAACCACUGGCCUCUUUGUUCCAGAGGAGGAGAACCUCAGAGAAAAAGGGGAGUGGGGCCAGUUCACCCUCUGGCAGCAAGGCAAGAAGGCAGGGGAGGCCUGCCGCAGUGUUCCAAAGACCUGUGGCCUGUUGGAGCGCUACCCAGAGGCUACAGGCUGCAAGAGAGGACAGAUCAAGUUCUCGGUGAUGCAGCCUGGUACUCACGUCUGGCCCCACACGGGGCCCACCAACUGUCGCCUGCGCAUGCACCUGGGCCUGGUCAUCCCCAAGACAGGCUGCAAGAUCAGGUGCACCAACGAUACCAGGGCUUGGGAGGAGGGGAAAGUGCUCAUCUUUGAUGAUUCCUUUGAGCACGAGGUGUGGCAGGACGCCGACAGUUACCGGCUCAUCUUCAUCGUGGACGUGUGGCACCCCGAGCUCACCCAGUACCAACGGCAGACUCUUUCCUCCAUUUAGACUGUCCGACCGACAGACUGACUGACAGGUCCAAGGUAUCUGUCAACCCAUUCCCUCAAGUAUUGACCCCACAGCCAGCCAUUUUAGGUCAAAUGGGACAAUUGGGACACCUGCCUCUGCUUAGUCCAGGGUGCCAUUUCGGCUCCAUCUUGAAGAGUUACUAAAGGCCCUCUCAGAUUGGAAAAAGCCUUACAACGACCCUUGGGAACACUGACUGCUAACUGUGGUACUCGCCAAGUAGGUUUUUAGGCAUAAAUGUGAAUUUUUUUUAAGAACGGUAAGGUGUGGGUUGAAUAUCACGUAGGUUGUGUUGUAAAUUUGUCACAAGUGCAUUCUUGUUUUUCAUUAGGGAACCAAAGUGCUAUAUGUCUGAAACAUACCUAACAUACGGUAACCGCACGAAGCUGUACUAUUGCAGUUAUUAACUUUACUGUUGGACACUUACUGAUACUUAAAAGGGAUCGUUUUUCAGGUGUUUGCCCCAAUCUUAAUUCAUUUCUUACCUCAAGAAAAUGUAUUUGAUUACUUUUGAGGUAAGUAAAUGAUAUGGGUUAAAACACGGAAAACUAUCAAUUUUUAAGAUGUUGCUAAGCUAGCUAAACUUCUGCUAGCUGAAAAGUGGGAACCUAAAUCUGUUGUUUCUCUAACGUGAUUCGUGAAUAUAUGUCCUGUAAUUUCCAUAGCAUUAUAAAGUAACCUGCCUUUUACUGUAUUUUGGUAGGGAAAAAAUUGUAAUACAGACACACUGCUUAUUAGGUAAUUCCAUUUCACUUGUAGGAUUUUCGCAUGUCUCUUUGGAUCAAUGGAUAGGAAAUCACAAUGCCAAGAAUGUUUUUAUUGCAGAAUUAAUAUUGCCAAGAACCUUGACUGAUACAUCUUAUUUUUGUACGCUAACAAUAUACACUAUUUUCAACUGCGCCUUGACCUAGGAGCGCACACAAACAUUCUACUCAACAGGCUUGUCUUUGUCAUUUAAAAUCUUACAACGUGUGUAUUUACAUUCUUAAAUGUGUCAAAUAUGAACAUGUGACUGAAGGCAUGUAUUUGUCAGAUACAUAAACAUUUUAUGUUUUAUAAAAUUACAAUUUCCCUGUGUAAAACUUCGGCAGGAGCAUGUUGAAUGUAUGCAAGACACGGCAUUCCAUAUCUUGGUCAAAUACUUCCCAAUACUUCCGCUGGGCUUAAUUUAGUUUGCCUUGUACAAUGGAACCAAUGGAAUAGUCCCUAAAAGGAGAACCCCAGGCUAAAUCAAGCAUAGGCUAUACUUGAAAGUAUUGGACCCAUGUCUGCUCCAUUCCAUGAAUAGCAGAGCUGAUUAGAGGGGCUUUGCCUGACCAAUGUUGUUGAUUUUCAAAAUAAAAAUGGCAAAGCAUAUUCUUCUAGAUAUGUUAUUUAAUCAUUCUCUAUGGACAUUGGUAGUCGGCUUCACUGCAGGAAUAAAACAUAUAUAUCAUGUCCAAAUCAGACCGGUGGUAUUAUGCAGCGUUCAUGUGGUAUUAGAAUCUCGGUACUGACAAAUUCUUGGCAAUCCCAGGGACUCGUCACAACUACGAGUUUGAGGUCCCAAACCGUUCAUAAUGAGCUUCCAAGUGGGAAAUAUGUGAAGGAAACUUGGGUAACAUAAUUUUUCCCCUACUUCAGAGGAGCAUGUGAACACAUCAUAAUCCAAUGGGAUGGUGUCAAAACCUUAGGCUCAUUGGAUUGCCUUUCAACAUGGUCAUGGACAUUGGUGUCUUGGGGUUAUGACGAUGACACAUUCAAGCUAUCUCCUCGAUGCUUCAAAUGAUUCCCUUAGUUACAAGGGUAACAAAUCCAGCACCUUCACAAAGCCACAUCGUUUGAGAUUACACCUUUUAUGGUCCUCUGUUAUGAAUUGCUAUCACUCAUCUUAGAUAUGAAGUUAAUACUUCUAUGGUGUUGAAAUCACUGAGCUGUUCCAACUGUUGUAACUGGCCUGCCAAGUAAGUCAUGUUUCUUUCAAUUCUAUUUUGUGUGUUGUAAUCAGUUGCAUUGAAUAUAUGUAAAGCUUUUUUUCAGUAAAUUAAACAAUGGUCAAAAUGGUGUCAAGUGA
Salmo salar (Atlantic salmon) is the source of this 4437-nucleotide messenger RNA. Its product is annotated as aspartyl/asparaginyl beta-hydroxylase. Gene Ontology annotation, biological process: peptidyl-aspartic acid hydroxylation. The record is from RefSeq and is a predicted model, not a curated record. Gene Ontology annotation, cellular component: membrane; endoplasmic reticulum. NCBI's taxonomy places the organism in Eukaryota, Metazoa, Chordata, Actinopteri, Salmoniformes, Salmonidae. Gene Ontology annotation, molecular function: peptidyl-aspartic acid 3-dioxygenase activity; protein binding.